CAGACAGGCAGACAUACACACGCACGCACACGCACGCACAAACACACACACACACACACACACACACACAGACACAGAGACAGACAGACAGACAGUGGUUGCGAGAAGCAAGCCAAGCAAGCCAAGCAAGCAUGGACGAUGUGAUAGCUGGCACCGUCGGGGGGAUUGCGCUCACCCUUGUUGGCCACCCCUUUGACACAGUCAAGGUUCGUCUGCAGACGCAGCCAAAGACCAACCCAGUGUACAGCUCAACAUUGGACUGCGUUCACAAAACAUGGGCACAGGAAGGCAUCAGUGGCUUUUACAAAGGCGUGACAUCGCCGCUGGCGGGCCAGAUGUUCUUCCGAGCCACGCUAUUCUUCUCCUUUGGGCAGAGCACGCGGCUGCUGCAGUGGCUGCGGGAAGAGAAUGGCCAACGGCUCCCAGCGCUGCACUACUUUGCCGCCGGCGCAAUGACUGGCGCUGCCGCAGCCAUGGUGGAGAGCCCCAUCGAUCUCUUCAAGUCCCAAGUGCAAACAGACAUCCACCGAAAGACUGCUAUGCGGCGGUCUGUGCUGGACGUGGCGCGGGAGUGUGUUCGCACCAACGGCGUUAUCCGCGGCCCGUACCAGGCCCUGCACGCCACGCUGCUCCGCAACAUCCCCGCCAAUGCCGUCUACUUUGGUUGCUUUGAGUAUGGGCGCACGCUCGGCGCCCGCCACCUCAACUACAAGGUGGACGAUCUCCCCGUGCUGUUCAACUUUGCGUGCGGCGGCAUCGCUGGUCUCAUGUAUUGGGUCACGACAUAUCCAACGGACGUGCUCAAGUCCGUCCUCAUGUCAGACGCCAUCGACCCGGCGCAGCGCAGGCACCCGACCUACGCCGCCGCUGCACGCUACAUCCACAGCUCGUUUGGCGUUGCGGGUUUCUAUCGCGGGUUUGCGACGUGCUGUGCACGUGCUGUCAUUGCAAACGGCGUCAUCUGGGCAACGGUGAUCAAGGUCAAGUCCAUCCUCGCCUCCACCGCACCCUUGCACUGAUGACGACAACAACGACCACGACGAAUGGUGGUGGUGGAUAGUGAUAGUGAACAGCUAAAGGAACAUUUUAUCGCACAGUUCUGUUGUUACAUUACUUCCCAACGUCUACUUCUUGAGAGUAAACGUUUUUGUUUUUCGAGUAUCUGAUAGGCUCAACCCCUCUUUUAUAUUGUGUGUAUGUAUGUGUGUGUGUGUGUGUGUG
Messenger RNA from Salpingoeca rosetta, 1221 nucleotides. RefSeq lists its product as uncharacterized. Lineage: Eukaryota; Choanoflagellata; Craspedida; Salpingoecidae. Gene Ontology annotation, molecular function: transmembrane transporter activity. Gene Ontology annotation, biological process: transport. Bases 132 to 1019 code for a protein of 295 amino acids. The record is from RefSeq and is a predicted model, not a curated record. The transcript has 6 exons.